Messenger RNA from Clupea harengus (Atlantic herring), 4641 nucleotides. It is a transcript of the gene tfcp2, whose product is annotated as transcription factor CP2. Gene Ontology annotation, cellular component: nucleus. The record is from RefSeq and is a predicted model, not a curated record. Gene Ontology annotation, molecular function: DNA-binding transcription activator activity, RNA polymerase II-specific; RNA polymerase II cis-regulatory region sequence-specific DNA binding. Gene Ontology annotation, biological process: regulation of transcription by RNA polymerase II. Lineage: Eukaryota; Metazoa; Chordata; Actinopteri; Clupeiformes; Clupeidae.
GGUCGAUUACUGUGGCAACAACCCAGUUAGGUACUGUUGCGCAGCGUCGAAGAAAUAGGCGACUGCGGAUAUUACGGCAAUCUCUUUUUAACUGAUCAAAUAAACAAACAUUCUAUCUUUUAGUAUACCAGUUUCGGGAUGUGUUAAAUUUACUGUUUUUGUCGUUGAAUCUACGAGCAACAAAUAGCGUUGAUAAAUUGCCAUUUGUUUCGGAGAAAGGGAGCAGUCGUUGCCACGAACAGUGUCUGAACUAGCCAGCUAAGUUGUUUGUUUUACCUCUAGCUAGCUAAAGACGGGUUGAAAUAUGGCGUGAAGCGGAGGCUGGCUUCUACUAAUUCAAUAUUGCAUUAGAAGGGUCAACACAGGUAAUCAAGGCAGAUCAACAGAGGGUCAGGGGUUCCGUUCGGCCGGAACCUCCAAGCACGCGUCGUCAUGGCUUGGGCCCUGAAACUGCCGCUGGCGGAUGAGGUGAUCGAGUCAGGUCUGGUGCAGGACUUCGACGCGAGUCUCUCUGGCAUUGGUCAGGAACUGGGAGCCGGGGCUUACAGCAUGAGUGAUGUGCUUGCCCUUCCCAUCUUCAAACAGGAGGAAUCCAACCUUCCACCAGACAAUGACAAUAAGAUCCUGCCCUUCCAGUAUGUUUUAUGCGCCGCCACCUCGCCUGCUGUCAAACUCCACGACGAGACGCUCACCUACCUCAACCAAGGACAGUCUUACGAAAUUCGAAUGCUGGACAAUCGGAAAAUGGGGGAGCUCCCUGAAAUUACGGGGAAAAUGGUGAAGAGCAUCAUCCGGGUGGUCUUCCAUGACCGGCGUCUGCAGUACACAGAGCACCAGCAGCUGGAAGGCUGGCGCUGGAACCGGCCCGGCGACCGCAUCCUCGACCUGGACAUCCCAAUGUCAGUGGGCAUAGUGGAUCCCCGGGCAAACCCCACACAGCUCAACACUGUUGAGUUUCUGUGGGACCCGUCGAAAAGGACUUCAGUCUUCAUUCAGGUUCACUGCAUCAGCACAGAAUUCACCAUGCGCAAGCAUGGGGGCGAGAAGGGCGUGCCCUUCCGCAUCCAGAUCGACACGUUCAAAGAGAGUUCAAACGAGAGCGGAGACUACACUGAGCACCUGCACUCGGCCAGCUGCCAGGUCAAAGUUUUUAAGCCCAAAGGGGCAGACAGGAAGCAGAAGACAGACAGGGAGAAGAUGGAGAAGAGAGCUCCACAGGAGAAAGAGAAGUACCAGCCCUCUUACGAAACCACCAUUCUUACAGAGUGUUCUCCGUGGCCGGAGGCCACUUAUGUAAACAACUCUCCUUCACCGGGAUUCAACAGCUCCCACAACAGCUUCACAGUAGCCGAAGGGUAUGAGAUAGAAGAUGCUAUAAAUGGAUCACCGAAUCACGUGCCAGAGCCACCAGCACAGAUUGCAGAUUUGCCAUACCAUCUACUUAGAAGAGACAGUGAGAGCCAGCAGUCUGUAACUCCUGUCUGGAACCAGCAGAAUCUAUUGCCCGCGGCAACGCCGCAGGAUGCCCAGCAGUGGCUCCAUCGAAACCGCUUCUCGCCCUACUGUCGUCUGUUCACAAACUUCUCAGGAGCAGACCUGCUGAAAUUGACGAGGGAAGACGUCAUUCAAAUCUGCGGCCCUGCCGAUGGCAUUCGACUCUUCAAUGCACUGAAAGGACGGGUGGUACGUCCAAGACUGACCGUGUACGUGUGCCAGGAAUCCCAGCAGGCCCGGGAACAGCAGCAGAAGCACGAGAAUGGAGACGGCAGCAGUAGCACCUUCUUUGUGUACCACGCCAUUUACCUGGAAGAGCUCACUGCCACUGAGCUCACUGAGAAGAUCGCCCAGCUCUUCAGCAUCUCUCCUAGGCAGAUCAAUCAGAUCUUCAAACAAGGACCCACUGGUAUCCAUGUGCUGGUCAGUGAUGAGAUGAUUCAGAACUUCCAGGAUGAGAUGUGUUUUGUUCUGGACACAAUGAAAGCCGAGACAAACGAUGGGUACCACAUCAUCCUAAAGUGAAAAAGAUGACAGUUGGUUUGGGGGGGGGGGGGGGAUGAGGGACAACAGACCUGCCCUUCUCCCCUCCUCUGCCCCCCUCAUCUUCUUGGACUUUCGUCUCACCACACCCCCCACACACAAAAGCCCACCCCAGAACCCUCGCCCUCCAGUGUUCAAUGGAUUACGUCGAAGACUCCGUUGUUUCACCCUGAACGCGUGUGAGGAGGUGGGGCCUCAGUGAAGGACGCCGGUGUGGGAAAGAAGAACUGGCAUCAUCCAGCCCUCGCUCACCUUUCUGUCUUACUCAAACCCCGUGUCUCCCCCCACUUCCCCAUCACCCCUCCUCCAUCACUGCCCUCUCUACCCUCCACUCAGUUUAUUUUAUAUUCAGUCUCUUCCUGCUCUGUUGCUUAUGCUUCUUAAAGAAAGUAAGAAUUGAAAAAAAGGAAGGAAAAAAAAAAAGCUUUUUUUUUUUGUGUGUGUAUCUGUCCCACAUUAGCUGAGUGCGUGGUGUGCCAAAAUGUGAGGCUACAGAUGUUGCGCGAAAGUCCCUUAUUGCUUGUCCUCUGAUCUGGAAGGCAAACCAACCAAUCAACCAACCAACUAACCAAACAAACAGACAAAACUAAAAAAUCACACACACACACACACACACACACAAGCCCUUUUGUUCUGCCUUUAGUAUAAUUUUUCCUGGAUCCUGAUAUGUAAAUUCACAUUUAUUUUAAUAACUCUGAUGUCACCAGCCAUGCAGAGCUAGACACUUAAUCUACUGAAGGGGAAGUGAUGUCAGAGGGUGGCAUGCCGCAUAACAUUUCAAGCUUCAGUAGUGUGUCUUUGUGACUGGUCCGUCACCAUAGAGUUCACCGUGAUUUCAUUAAGAAAUUCCAUGCUGAUCCAAGAGUUUUUAAAUUAGGAGUAUUGCAUCCCCAUCAUGGUAGUCUUUUUUUUUUGUGCUAUGCCCGGAUUUCAUUAUGUAGGAGUUGCCACAAGCAGUCUUUCUCUGAAAAUGUUGAAAGGUUAUAUUUUGUUUAGUGCCCCUAAAAGUAUUUCUUUAUGUCAAAUUAACAUAUUUCCCUCUCUUACUGUGUUGAAGUGGGAGCUUUGAUCAGCAGGAAGUAUGAUGAGAAGGUGCCUUGGAGGAGAAGGCCUCAUUUGUUUUAAUUUUUGCUUUUGUUUUUAACGCUGCUCAUUGGCGUUUUAGUUUUUUUUUCCGUUGUUUUUGCUGAGAAUCUCUUGACUGAAGUUUAAUGAUCAUGGUUGAUCUUGACUGAAGGAUAGCCAGCACCUUUGCCUCAAAAUCGCCUUGCAUUGGCCAAGCUUUGUGUAACUCAUGUCCUCUGAAUCGUAUUGUAUGUUAACAUGCAGGAACUAAUGCACAAAACCCGAGGACCGGACACUCUGUGUCCUCACCCCUGGACUAAAGACAUAUUAGUCUAUAUUAUGACUGCAUGUCAUUUGUAAACCCAAGAGAUGAGCUUAUAAAUACGUUCUGACUCCCUCCUUCACACCUUUUUUGUGUGUUCUGUCGCUCUCUAUCGCAGCAUUAUUCUCUCAGUAGCAGAUAGGUUUUUAAGAGGCAGCGAACAGCGGAAAUAGGGGAUCCUUCUGAAAAAAACAAACAACUUAAUGUUUAAAUGUGCGUAGGCCUGUGUAUAACCCCAGUUUCUUUUGUCCUUAUGUUUUUUUUUUUUUUUUUUUUUUUUAACAGAAUUGUGUUUACUAUCAGUGUAAUACUUUGUUUUAUCAUUGGUUAUUACCACUUCCAGAUUCAUCUAGAGGGUGGUUGUUGGUGGUGGUUGAUGCGCUGGAACUGCAUGAGGAAAGUUAGUGGUGGUUGUCAUUUCUGAUCAGAUGUGCUAGAUGCAUCAUAAGUGGAUGCUGGGACAUACAUUGAUGUUGUCCAUCUUUGCCCCCUUUGCCCAUGUCAUCACGAUGAUUAAACUACUUACCCAUCAAGACGCCCAUGAUUGUUUAUUUAUUUAUUUGUUUGUUUAUUUUCCCCAAUUCAUACUUAAAACAUCUUUGCCUCCUUUGUGUAGUCCAGCAGCAGUUUAUGUGACUUCUUCUUUUUUCUUUUUUUUUUUCAAACAGCCAUUUGUUUAACAUUAACUUUUUGGUUGAAAUUUCUGUCAUCGGUGGGACUGAAAUUAUGUUCACUUUGACGAAACCGCAUUGAGUGUAAACGAUACCUUGCAUUAAAGCGCAUGCUUGGAUUUAAGUAGACUACUUAAUCGAGAUUGUGCGUUGUUCCACUGUAAUGUUGAAAAAGCAGGGUAGGUAUGAUGGUGUUCAUGAGCUUUGUUUCUAUGGUUAUGCUAUGUCUUAAAGAAGAUCAGAAAUGCCUAAAUUAUAAUUAUUAUUGUUAUUGUUGAUAUAUUUUUCAGGGUCAUGUGACAAGCCCUAAACUGAAUUUGAUAACCUUUUACUUAAACCCAUUAUCCCUAAAUCAUUAUAAACACAUUUAUAAAUGUAUUCAUAAUGCACUAUAGUGACUGACAAAAGUCUAUACAAAUAUUUAUAAAUAAACAUGACUGCACUUAUAAAGAGUUGUGAUGUUGUCGUAUAAGCCCUACACAGCUAUUGUUAUGACAGCAUGUAUGGAGUCAUAUAUUUGGUGAAUAAACAGCAUUUUACAUUUGA